CACAUUAUGAUUUUUUAUUAAAACAUUUAAUUUAUCUACUUAUCUUAAUUUAUCUAUCAAGUCAACAAGUGAAGGAUCCUAAUCAACUUGUCUGAUUAUAUUUUGCUGAACAUUAUCUCCUCCGGUCCUCUCCUCAGUAGUGUGGAGUUUCGCUGGUCUGAGAUGACAGACGCGUCAGGGCGCGGUUUUGAGGGGGAGCCUCUGAAGGGUGGAGAGGCAGAAGGGGGCGUGUCUAAGGAGAAAAGCUGCACUGGGAAGCUGGGCUUACCACACCUGACAGGCUGGCGGACAGCUACGUUCCUGCUCUCUCUCUUCUUGUGCCUGGCUGUUGUCUUCGCAUUUUCGUUCAUCCUGCCCUGUCCCGUACGGCCGCAUUACCUGUCCACGUGGAACCACACAUUACCUGAUGCAGCCACGUAUGAUUUCCUGGCUGUUGAAGAUGCCAAUAAAGACAAAGUCUUGGAUGUGAUCUUCCUGUAUAAGGGUGCUGAAGCCAGCCGCAAUACGUGCAUGAGUGAAGAUUUAUCACCUCCAUGUCUGGUUUUAUUGGCUGUUGACGGAACUGACGGGAAGAUGCUGUGGAAACGUCCUUUAGCAGCUGAAUUUAAUUGGGUGGAGUGUGGGGUGAAGGGGAUCGGAUUUAAAGGAACAGGAUGUUUGGUGGCUCACGCAGACAAUCUCACAGCCAUCGACAAACAGACAGGUGGGAUUGUAUGGCAGCAGUCGCGCUCUUCUAUGAUGAAUGGAAAUCUUCCGCUGAUCAGCGUUCCGGAUCUGGACUCUGAUGGAGCAGAAGAAUUUGCUGUGCUUUCAUAUAAUCCUCAAGCACCAUCAUUCACUCCCAUACCGACAGAGCUGGUGUUUUUCUCAGGGAAAUCAGGUGAUCAGAUUGGCUCAAGGGUGAAUGUUGAUCUGAAUGGAGUAUUUGGUCACCUGCAGUUCAAAAUGGCCAGUGGAGCUUCAUACCUGCUGUUACUCACAGACUCCGGUCUCUCCGCGGUGAGUUUGCAGCAGUUGGCGGCUCGGGCUCGGACUGGUCUGGGGUCUGCACUGAAGAAAGAAAACAGCUGGGAGGACAAAGCCGACCAUCAAACCGGAUUCAUCCACCUCUAUCAGUCUGAUUCUCUGAAGCGUGUGCUGGUGGUUCACGGAGGUUCUUCUCCAUCACUGCUGGUCCAGACUGACUCCAGCGUGUCACUGCUACACAUGGACAAACUGAAUAUCGCGUGGACCACCAAUACCAGCACACUGCUCAGUGUGCCAACAUUUGGGCAAUUUGACAAAGAUGGAAUUCCUGACAUAAUAAUUGAGGAAGACCUUGGCAACGAAACCAAAAGAGUGAUGAUUCUCAGUGGACGUUCUGGAGAUGUCCUGUGGAAGGUGAACCUGUUGUCCUGGACACAGAGUCCUCGUCCAGCAUCUGUCCUCACACUAAACACCUACUCUGUGUUCAUGCUUUGGGGACAGAAUCACGGCAAUGAGACAAUGCAUUCAUCAUUUCUGCUGCAUCCGCGUUAUUCUCAACUGCUGCUUGAACUAAGAAAUCCAGCACAGAACAUCAUCUCAUUUAAAGCAACACUGUUGGAGCGAGGUCGUCACGCCUGUUACCUCGUCUUGACGGGACCGGACGGACGGCAGCACGCAGAAUCAGGCGGGACGGAGUCAGUGGUUCUGACCAAACGAAAGAUCAAAGACGACGUAUCAGAAAGCGCCGUUAGGGGCGUAGCAGCAGAUGAACCCAUCUCUGAAGACACGGAGGAGUCUGUGAAAGAGGCGUUUAAAAGGCUGCGGUUCAGUGAUGAACUUUUCUGAAACAUAAUCACAUAUAGGGUAUAUAUUGACACGAAAUGUCAAUCCAAAAGACAUAUGUACAACAGCCUUGCAACAGUAGCUGCAUUUACAACUUGCAUCCUACUUCAACUGAAUGUACAAAUUUAGAAGAAACAUGCAAAUCACAAACUCUUGAGUCCUGCUGCAUUAUUUUACGUCAAUCAUAAAAUACUGCUAAGCAUUUAAAGUUUUAUACGGUAUUUUUAUAAACAUUUUCAGGGAUUUAGGGGAUUUACGUUAUGUAAAUAUGAAUGUCUUGAACAAAUUAUAAAUUAUGUUUUGCAUAAAUAAUUUUUGGUAACACUUUACAAUAAGGUUCUAUUUGUUAACAUUAGUUAAUGCAUUAAGUACCAGAAACUAACGAUGAACAAUAUAUUGUUUACAGCAUUUGUUAACAUUAAGUAGUGUUCGUUAAUAAAAAUACAAUUGUUCAUUGUUAGUUCCUGUUAGAUCAUAAUGCAUUAACUAAUAUUUAACAUACAACUAUAUGUUUAAAUUAACAUUAACCAAAAGUAAUAAAUGUUUUUUAAAAGUAUUGUUCAUUGUUAGUUCAUCUGUAAUGUAGCAAACUAAUGUUUACAUAAUUUGGAUUUAAAUAAGCAGAUACUUAAGAUUGGAUCAUUAUUGCAGCAAUCAGGGCUGUUUCUAGGCAUGGGCGAACUAGGCGGUCACCUAGGGCGCCACCGGGGGGAGGGGGCACCAAUGCAGACCAGACCACGGACCAACAGGGUGAGAUCGCUACCCCCGGGUGCCAUUUAGCCAAAUGGAACAUUAUUGUAAAAUGUUACCAAAUUAUUAUUAUUUUUAUUUAUUUUUUUGACAAUGUGACAUUACAUUUACAACAGUUAAGCACAUUUCCCCCACAAAAUCACUUUACUGUAAAGCAAAAAAAAAAAUCUAAUUUCUGUGCACUUAAUUACUGAAAUGAGUAUCGGUACAAAGUAUGACAAAUUUAUUUUAUUAAAAUCUGAAAUGUAAUUAAUUAAAUUCAGUACAACAAAAAUGUAUGAUGAUGUAUACUGACAAUUGUCCUUUACACAUGUACUUUAUAAUUAAUAAAUUAUAUUUAACUAUUUAUUACAAUAAUGAGAAUGAGAUCAUAAAGCAUUCCAGUAGUGAGAAUGUAGGUGCAAAAUGAACUGUAAUGAAAAUAAUGUCACAGUGCAAAAAAAUCUUCAAGAUCCUAAAAUAGGCUUCAUUUUCUUAACGCAGAAUAUUUUUUUCACAGUUUUCUUGAGAUUCACCGAUAAAUGUCUUUGGUCAUUGUGGUGUUUUCAUUGUGUGUUUAACACUAAACGUCUGCGUUGUGUUUCACAAACCAUUGGAAUGUAUUUUGCAAGGUCGUCUUUCGUUAGUUGUGUGUCAGAAAGAGAGAAAGAGAGAAUGUUUUAUCUUUGCAGUGCAGUUUAGCUCCUGUGUCGCACUAAACUAGUGUCUCAUUUAGAUGAUGUAAUGAUGGUUUAAUGAGUUUGUAAAUGUUCUGUGGUGUCUUGCUACUGCUAUUAUAAUAAUGACUUUUUGCCUUGUUUCCCUUUUUUCCAUAUCAGAGAGGACUGUAUCACAUAGUGCCUUAAAUAGAGACUGCAAACGACCUAAAAAAAAUCACAUCAGAUGCUGGGAUGAGUAGUAAUAUAUAAAUUCUGUCUGUCUGCUGUUUUGAAUCUUACGUAUGAUUGUUGUGGGUUUAAGUUGGGCUGCAAAUAUUUCAUUGAACCAAUGAGCAUAAUGUUACCUUCAGUUUACAAUUGUAAUAUUAGAGCUUUAUUUUGUCUAGGUAGGAAGAUCACCUCUUGCAUCAAAACUAGAUGCCUUUGAGUCUAAAGAAUCCUAAAUAAAUGAUAAAAAAAGGAUUAUAUGUGUCUGUUGAAGAUGUCAAUUUUUAAAAUGCUUAGCUGCCUUUAUGCAUUGAAUUUAUAAAUAGAAUUUGAUUUGCUAUUAUUAUUAUCACUACUAUUAAUUGAUUGAGUGAUUCACUGAUUUUGUA
Molecule: messenger RNA, 3814 nt
Organism: Myxocyprinus asiaticus (Chinese sucker)
Lineage: Eukaryota; Metazoa; Chordata; Actinopteri; Cypriniformes; Catostomidae
Product: protein FAM234A-like
Exons: 12
Coding region: 163-1812 (549 amino acids)
Molecular function (GO): protein binding
Source: RefSeq, a predicted model, not a curated record